Phasianus colchicus (ring-necked pheasant) is the source of this 1197-nucleotide messenger RNA. RefSeq names its product coiled-coil domain containing 28B (gene CCDC28B). Lineage: Eukaryota; Metazoa; Chordata; Aves; Galliformes; Phasianidae. Gene Ontology annotation, cellular component: centrosome. The record is from RefSeq and is a predicted model, not a curated record.
AGUCGCAAAGCUGAUGGCACAUCUGUGCCUACGGACAGCAGGGAGGAGGUCUGCGCCUGGGACACGCAGCACUGGGCAGUGCUUCCUCCCUCCCUGUGAUCUGGGGGUUCCUGUGGUCCUGUGUGCCAGAGGAUUGAAGCGCUGUUCUUGCAAGGGCAAAUCUGUGGUCACACCAAUCAGGUGAUGCUGAGGAGACUCACGGUAAACCCUGCAGCUUUAAGGGGUGGCAGGCAGUGACAUCGCCCCCGUUUCUACCAGGAUGCUCGCAGGGAAGGAGCCCAGGUGCAGACCCCAUACCUACCCCAGGCCUCGCUGUGUGCACACGGCUGCUGCAUCUGCUCCAGCUGCGCAGAAUGGAGGGCCGGAUCCUGCCUUCCCCAUGUGAUGCUGAUGCUGCGGUCCGGGGCCAUCUGCACGCCGUGCCACUCCAGUGGGCCGUGAUCGGCACUGCAAGGCAGUGUCCGGCAGCGUCCCUCCAGCAGGGGCCGGGGCUGCGCUGAGGCCGGAGGAAGGUCCCUUUCCCUUUAAAUGCAAAUCACAGCCCCAGGGCUCCGGGAACACUGUUGGUCCAGCGGUCCUGGGGACGCAGCCGGGUGGCACCGAAGGCCGGAGGAGGUCCUCGCACAGGUGCUUCCCACGUGGCUCUGGGAUUCUCUCUGGGAUGGAGGAGCGGAGGAAGAAGCGGAGCCCCAGAGGUCAGCCGGCACCUGCCAGAGCAUCGCGGCUUCUGCCCACCAGCAAGAGCGCAUCCUUCGCCCUGCCGCUGCCCGCCCUGCCCUCACAGCAUGCCAGGCCCCAGCGGGCGAGCAAGGAGAGGGUGAGGGCAGGGGCAGCGCGGGGGGCCCCGCUGCAGCACAGCUUCCUCACCGAGGUCUCUGAUGUCUGUGAGAUGGAGGGCGGGCUGCUCGGCCUGCUCAGCGACUUCCACUCGGGCAAGCUGCAGGCCUUUGGGAAGGAAUGCUCCUUCGAGCAGCUGGAGCACGUGCGGGAGAUGCAGGAGAAGCUGGCGCGGCUGCACUUCGGCCUGGAUGUGUGUGUGGAGGAGCUCCCGGAGGAGCAGAAGAAGCCGGUGGCUGACAGGAACCUGGACCAGCUGCUGGCACACCUGGAGGAGCUCAGCAGCUCCAUUCAGAAGCUGCACCUGGCCGAGAGCCCCAGCCCUGAGGAGGCCGCGGCCUGACAACCGCCGGCUGCGGG